CCUCAGCGUCUGCGUGUCUGUAGCCAUCCGCAUCCAUGGCUCCUUCGACGCCGAGCCCCUCGCACCCGUUCCACGACCGCUUCCCGAGCCGCAAGACGCGACACCGCGAACGAUGAGCCUCACCUCGGCGCUCGCCCGCGUCGAGCUCGAGCAUCUGGCCGACGUGGUCCGCGACAAUGCGACGGUUGUCAAGGACCUCAGCCACGUCUCCACGCUGCAGGAGGACGGCGUCGGGGGCGCCUUCGAGAAGAGCCUGCGCGUCAAGGGCAUGAUCGAUGCGCUCGAGGCAGAGGCACAGCGGCAGCCUAGCUGGGGCAUGCUGGCCGCACUGGUCCGGAGCGAAUACAGACUGUGGGCCCUGAAUGCGGAGACGCCGCUCCGUCUGAAUCCAUUCCUAUCACACUGGGUCGAGGCCGUACAGCGCCUCGAGACAGCCGCGCAGCCGCAGCGCGGGCAGCCUGCGACAGAAGGCCUCUCGGCCAGAGACAUCGCUGCGACCCGGCUCGAGACGAUCAAGCGCAUGCUGCGUUCAGACGCGGAUGCCAUCGCCCUCGCAACGCCGCAGCAACUGUACGAGGCGCGGUACCCUCCCACACCCUUUGACGUGCAGCCAUACGUCCGCAUGCUGGAGGAGGAAGGCAUCUACGAGCCCUCUCCCGCGCCGCCGGUCUCUGUUACAACCACGCACGACGCUCCUGCUCCUACUGGUCCCCGUGCGACGCCUCAAACCCCCACCCAUGCACCCCAGAAGUCCACGCCUCAAAACGAACGGCGAACGCAGCGUCCGACGCUCCAGGAAUGGAAAGCCUCGGUGCUGUCCACCCUAGACCAAAACCCCACUCUCAUUUUCGCGCAGCUCACGCGCCUCCCCAUUGCCCUCCCCGCCCUCGAGUUCCUCACCAACCUCGUCACAAACUCCACGCUCGCCACACACAACAUCGACGCCAAGGAAGUCGUGCUGUGCUUCAUCCAACACGCCCUGCGCCUCGUCGAGCACAUGGGCCAGCCCCCCAGCAUCAACCACCAGCCCCCGCCGCAGACCGAUAUUGGGGUUGCUGUUGACGACGCCCACGGUCGCGAUGCGCAGACCAGGGCUCUUAGAUUGCUGAUCUUGUUUUUGAAGAACCUGGUGCGCAAGGGGCUCGUGGAUGUCGAUCCCGGCGAGAAGCAUACGCUGUACUACGACCUCGAGGGCAUGUAUCACAGCUAUAUGUGGAUGAAGGAGGUGCGCGAGUUCAAGACGCUGAUCGAGGAGGGCGAUACGACGGAUGAGGGGUGAUGGUGAUGGAGGGACGUAGAGGUUUGGCAGGAUCUUGCUUCAGAACAUGGCUGUUCCUAGUAUUUACAUUCGAUGCUUGGAUACCACGCUCUGUUGAGAUCAGCCAGUGAACACCAACCACCACCAGAGGUGCACCUGUUGCC
Molecule: messenger RNA, 1422 nt
Organism: Boeremia exigua
Lineage: Eukaryota; Fungi; Ascomycota; Dothideomycetes; Pleosporales; Didymellaceae
Exons: 1
Coding region: 113-1279 (388 amino acids)
Source: RefSeq, a predicted model, not a curated record